AUGGCCACCGCAGCUGGCGAGGAAGCCGCCGUCAUUGCACAAGAGUUUAUCAUAAGCACGUUAAUCAUUUGUACCCACGAAUUUGAACUAACCCUUCCUCGUAUAGGCUUAGAUAAUGUACCUGCAGAGGUCCAAUUUCUUUUGGCGGAGAUGCGCGAACGCGAGUGUCGUAUAAAUGAACUUCAAAUGCGUAUACAGCCUCGUGCAGCUCAGUAUAUCCGUCACGCCAGCAAAGGCACGAUCAACGACAAGGACACCCAAACAUUGGAGCGAGUAUCAGCAGACUAUGAACUUAUCAGCCGACUGUCUGACGAAAAGGUCGACCUCGCUCACCGUCUCAAGGACCUUCUCAUCAAGCAUUCGAACCGACUCCAGGCCGAGCUCUCACGUAUCACGAAUCCUGGAGGGGAUACGUAUAACAGACCAGCCUAUCUACCUGCGACCGGAAGGGCGAGCUCUGCAGCCCUCGGGAAUAGUGGAGGUCAUACAGCGACGUCUGUACAGCCCGAAUCGUUGGUAUUCAGCGGAGCUAGCCGAACUCCAAUAACCAAUGUCGUGUCUACGCUCAAGGCAGAGACGAGUACUGCUGCUACCGCGGCCGCAUCGACGCCAGCACCAGUCCCUGUCGUCGUUGAGCCUGCACCAAGUGUUUCUUCUGCGCCUUCACCUGCUGCUACACCAGCGGCCAAUAAACGACGGCGACUGAAUGCUACACAGUCCAGCUCGUCCGUUCAACCCGCGACUGCAAUGCCGGCACCUUCUACACCAUCUGCUCCUCGCUCUGCACCACGUCCACCAAACGGAGGUGCGACACUCGCACCCACGACGCCGAGCGUUCCCAGCACACCCGCCUCGGGCCGACCGCGACGGGCUGCAAGUGCUGCUGCGACUAACGUGAGCCCGACACCGAACAAUAACUCGAGCGCCGGUCGCAAUACGAGCGAGUCUACGUCCAUGAGCACAGCGACCAACGGGGGUGACGAGCAGGAUGCAGAGGCAGCUGAUGAUGCAAGCAGCAACGCGGGCGAUGAUGUGGACAUGGAGGGGGACGAUGGUCCGUAUUGCCUCUGUCAAGAGAAGAGCUACGGGGAAAUGAUUGGGUGUGAUAACGGCGCAGAUUGUCCAUAUCAAUGGUUCCACGUUGCUUGCGUUAAAGUUCAGAAACCGCUACCGCCGACGUGGUACUGUGACAUUUGCACAGAAAAAUUGGGCUUUGUCGACAAUACGGGCACUACUCAAGCUCAAGCGUCGGGAUCCGAACGUGCCGCUCGGAAGAGAAGACGGUGA
This is a messenger RNA of Serendipita indica DSM 11827, 1287 nucleotides long. NCBI's taxonomy places the organism in Eukaryota, Fungi, Basidiomycota, Agaricomycetes, Sebacinales, Serendipitaceae. The record is from the annotation of a GenBank genome assembly.